Molecule: messenger RNA, 3889 nt
Organism: Pocillopora verrucosa
Lineage: Eukaryota; Metazoa; Cnidaria; Anthozoa; Scleractinia; Pocilloporidae
Product: protein dispatched homolog 3-like
Cellular component (GO): membrane
Molecular function (GO): transmembrane transporter activity
Source: RefSeq, a predicted model, not a curated record
UUAUCGGUGGUGUAUUUUUAAACAUGCGUGUAUUCUUCGUAAGAUUGUUGCGAAAAUGAAAGAUUAAAUUGCUUCAUCUAGGUCAUGGCCGCCUGGGUAUUUCGCUUCCUUGUUCAGAGGCCAAAAUUUUGUUUCGGAUUGACUUUGGGAGCGCAUUUCGUAUUGCUUCUGGUGACGGGUUCGCUCUAUCUUUCCGGCUAUGAUAUUUUGCCGGCCGAUUUUACCCAAGUUCCCUUGAAUCUUGAACACGAUGUGACAAAACUUCGCGCAGAUGCGUGGAAAUUCGCUCGGCAAGAUUCCCGAGUAAAUAUAAAUCCCACUUCCGUGGGAACUCAAAGCGAGAGAAUUAUUCAAUAUGACGUUCUGGAAUUGAUGUACGACGCUGGAAAGGGAAAUACUUUUACAAAACGAAAUUUGGAACUCAUUCAAGAAGCUGAGAUGGAAAUCUUUAACAAUUCCAUAUAUCAGCAACGCCUUUGUCAAAUGCUGGAAAAUGGUCUUUGUAAACCUCCCCUAUCUAUAAUUCGAUUCUUUGACGGGAGUUACAGAUCAAUUCAUACGGAUUUGUUUGAUCCAGAUUUUGAAAACAUUUCAAGAAUCCUAUCUUUGGCAAACUCGAUAAACGUAACUCGGGCUAUACUGGAUUUUCAUUUGGACAAACACGCCGCGGUUCAUCCCAAUGAGAACAUGCUAGUUCAAUCUCGAUAUACAAGGUCGUUAUUUUACAUUGGUUAUCCUCUUAAAGGAUUCCAUAACACUGAAGACCGAGUCGACAAACAGUGGGACCAAGCUCAGUUAUAUUCUAAGGGCGCAUUUGCCGAACAUUUAGAUGUGAAAUUUAGACAAGGAAUUGGGGAGAUGAAAUUUUAUUACUAUCUCCGUGCGUUAUUUUUUAAUGCCAUUUCUCAGCAGGUCAUAUAUGAUCUUCUUUUGGCUGGUGCUAGCUUUACAUUUAUUUUCCUCUUCAUGCUGUUUCAAACUCAGUCCAUUUGGAUAACAGGUUGGGCCGUGUUCAGCAUACUUACGUGUUUCUUCGGCGCGAACAUUAUCUACCGGGUGAUAUUGGACUGCCGGUACAUCGGUAUUUUUCACGUACUCUCCGUGUUUAUUAUUCUUGGUAUUGGAGCCGAUGAUGUGUUUGUAUUUAUCGACACGUGGAAAGCUUCAGAGUCAAAGACCUUUCGCGACUUGGCAUCAAGGAUCUCCUUUGUUUACCGGCGAGCGGCUAGUGCCAUGUUUACUACAUCGUUUACAACAAUUGUAGCCUUUGUAACGAGCGUCUUUUCUCCCUUGUUGGGCGUGUCCACAUUUGGCAUAUUCUCAGCGCUCUUAGUUUUUGUAAAUUUCUGCUCCGUUGUUAUCUUCUUUCCCACGGUCAUUAUAACUUACGAGUUUUACUGGAAAAACUAUCGUUGGCAUUGUUUUGGAGAUUUGAAAGCGUGGCAAGCUGUAAAAUCGCGCAGAGAAGACGUUGUUCAAGGCGAGGUAUCAGGAGAGGAACAACGGGAAGACAACUUCGUUGAGCCAAGUAAACUUGUCAGUAACUUCUUAGGAAACAGGUUUUUCAAAAACUUUAUUGCACACGAGAAAAUUCGUUGGAUAAUCCUAGGAGUAUUUUUGGUUUUUCUGUGUGUUUCUAUUGGAUUUGCGACACAGCUCACCCCAGAUGAGGAACCGGUGGACGUAUGGGGCCCGGGCACCAAUUGGUACAUUAUAAAGAGGUUACGGCGCUCGGCAUUUCGACCAAGUCAGGAAGAUCACGUAGUUGAGGUUCAUAUCAUCUGGGGACUGAAGAAUCAAGAUCGUAGCUCGUGUCACUUUACAGACUUUAAAUGCAAAGGGAACACUGUGUUUGAUCCAAGUUUUGACUUAAAUCCAUCAGAGUGCCAGGUGGCUUUGUUAGAAUUCUGUAAAGAAAUUAAAAACUUGCCAGAAAAAAAGAUCCAAAACUUGAGAAUAAGGAGAAACGCAAUUACGGGUGAACCAGAAAUCCAAUGUUUCAUAGACAGAUUGAAUGACUAUCUGCAGGAUGAAGCUAACAAGCCCAAGUAUUCUAACACCACGGUGUUUGCGAUACCAUCACGUGAAAGUGACGUACGACAGUUAAUGGCACGAAACCCUGACCUGUUUAACGUAACGUUAGUGGGUGAGAUGUACGACAGAUACUUUGAGGUGGUUCUUGGCUAUUGGCUGACCAAUGCCAAUCAGACUGUAACGUCAUCUGACUUCAAAACGUUCGGCGGAUUGUUGGGAGGAGCGAAGGAUCCAACUGACUCUUCCUCUAUUCCAAAUUAUCAAGGGGGCCAGUACGGAAACAGACUACUGUUUGCUUCUGUGGCUGUGAAUACAACCAUGGUUCUUAGCAAGACGGGGCAAACUGAAGGACUUAAAGUGUACGAUCACUGGGAAGGCUUCGUAAGGGAAAAGUUAAAGACGAUGCCAACUUCAUGUAACAGCGCCUUUCAAGCAACUCCUAAUGGACAUAACGCCUGGCACUGGCUUAAGGUCAAAAAGGUGCUAGCAUCAACUGCCGUGCGAGGCAUCCUGCUUGGACUGGGUCUAGCGAUAUCGCUUCUUGUUGUUAUGACAUCAAACUGGCUAGUAGGCUUGCUUUGUGGAGCCAUCAUAGCUUGUAUUACCGUUGGUGUCGUUGGUGUUAUACCGCUAGCGGGAUGGAAGCUUGGAGUUCUUGAAUCUCUGAAUCUCACUCUUGUUGUAGGACUUGCUGUCGAUUACGUAGUUCACCUUGCUGAUGGCUACGUGAGAUCCCAGAAGCCUACACGCCGGGAAAAAGUCAGAGACACACUAGAUCAUGUAGGAAUUUCCGUGCUGUCAGGAGCAAGCACGUCACUGGGCGCGUCUGUGUUCAUGAUAGCUGCUAAAAUUCUCUUUUUUUUUCAGUUUGGCAUUUUCAUGUUUUGUACCAUUGGCCUCUCAAUCAUCUACGCCCUCAUUUUGUUCACAACUGUUCUGGGUAUUUUCGGCCCUGAGGGAAACACCGGAUCACUAGAACCAUUUUACAAUUGGUGUAGAAGAAAAACUGGGCAUCCCGUACUGGAAGAGACUCCUUGUGAAGACAUAUCUGAUGCUGAGUACCAGUUUCCUCCGUUAGGGUCUUGUAAAACAGCCACACCUUUGUAACAUCGACUAUCGCGCAACAACAACUGCAAAAUAAAUCCUCGCGUUUACAAUUUCCUAAAAUUUUUCUUGGCGGUGCUAUUCAAAAAGGACAAAAAUCUGAAACUUAAAAAAAAACUCUCUAAACUGAAACAGACACUUUUUUGUAUCCUAUUGUUUCAAGAAAAGAUGGAGUUAACAUAUGCUAACGAUGCCAAAAUUCAUCGCAGUGAAAGUCCAGCACGCAUAUAUCUGAUAUCACGAAUGAAUCAAACGCUCUCCAGAACUUACUACAUCAGGUAAAGCUGAAGAAUUGACAUUGAUAUGGGUCAUUUUUUCAGCAUUAAGCAAACAACAGAUUAGAAUGGACAGUCAAACAGUAAGUUCCACAUUGUGUUAUCACACCAAAACAACAGAACAGCCACAUGAGCGGAUGAACGUACAAUGAUAAGCAUAUUGCAAAACGCCACUGGAAAGUGAGAACAAGAGAGAAGUGCUAUCUUUAUUUUUAUUAUCUAUAUUCAACAAUUUACAAGAUAAAAAUAUUUCUUGAGUAAUUCGUUACCUGAGGCCUACGUUCACAACUUGAAAUGUCAUAGGAAAUGUGUGACGCGGGGUUGACUUGGUUGGCUAACUUAUUGACCAAUCAGGUAGCAGCCAUACGUUACGUGGUAACGUCACAAGAAGACUCGGUAUCAAAAAAAAAAAUGAAAAUGAAAUCAAUCUCCAAAUAAUCAGUAAACAUUUGUCUAUAGAAUAUAAAACAGAAUAA